AUGUUACCAAGCUCUGUUCAUCAUAGUCACACUGAUUUUUCUUCUAUUCAUACAACGUGGAGUGAUGAACAGAGAAGGACCGUAUGGACUCUUAUUUCCAAAUCUAGGAUGGGGCUCAAGGUUGAAUUAUCUCCAGUUAUUGCAACAGCAUUUAUCAUUUUACAGAAGUAUUUCAGAGUUAACGAAUAUUGUCCUUAUAAAUUGUUUAUCUUAAUGACAGCAGCUUUGUUUACUUCAUGUAAAUCACAAAAUUGUUUUCGAACAAUUGAAAUGAUUUAUAAUGAGUUAGUUAGAAUAUGUAAAUCAGCUCCCUCUUCAAUGGUUCGAUCGCUUAUCGGACAAGAAAAUUUUGAUAAUCAAGGACUUUUAUCACCAGAACAAAUAGAAGAAAUUACACAAGCAGAAAUAGAUCUUCUCAAAGCAUUAGAUUUUAAUGUUAAUUUUGAGUUACCUUUUACCUAUUUUGAAAGAUGGAAAUCAAAUAUUCAAGCAUUAAUUCCAAAUGAAAAUUUUAUAAAAAUAUGCAAUGGUGUAAUAGUCGAUAUGUGCUUAGUAAUAUCUUCUAAAUAUUAUUUAGAUAUUGCACCAGAAGUUGCUGCAGCUGCAGCUGCUCAAGACUCUAUAGGUCAGGGAAAUCUUUCGGAAAUUACAUCAGUAUGGAUUAAUGAAGUUGUACAAAAAUACGGUCAAGAAAACUUUAAUUUAGCAUUAUCAUCGAUUAUUCACGAAAAAGGAAAAACGUUCCAAAGAAAAUCGGUUCCUAUUCAAAGACCGUUACAGCCGAUCAAACAAGUAAUUUAUGCAUAA
Trichomonas vaginalis G3 is the source of this 807-nucleotide messenger RNA. RefSeq names its product cyclin domain-containing protein. NCBI's taxonomy places the organism in Eukaryota, Parabasalia, Trichomonadida, Trichomonadidae. Gene Ontology annotation, molecular function: cyclin-dependent protein serine/threonine kinase regulator activity. Gene Ontology annotation, biological process: regulation of transcription by RNA polymerase II; regulation of cyclin-dependent protein serine/threonine kinase activity. Bases 1 to 807 code for a protein of 268 amino acids. The record is from RefSeq and is a predicted model, not a curated record. The transcript has a single exon. Gene Ontology annotation, cellular component: transcription factor TFIIK complex; nucleus.